AUGACACCACUUGGACACCUCUACCUCCUGAGGGUGCUCAGCGCCCCCCCUGUCUUUCUUCUGGGGCUGCUGCUGGCCCUGCCUCUAGAGGCCCAGGGAGUCUCUGGUGCUCAGUUCUCAGCUGCCAAGACAGCUCAUCAGGCCCCUCAGAAGCAUCUGAGUCAUGGCAUCCUGAAACCUGCUGCUCAUCUUGUUGGAUACCCCAGCAAACAGAACUCGCUGCUCUGGAGAGCGAACACAGACCGUGCCUUCCUCCGACAUGGCUUCUCCCUGAACAACAAUUCGCUCCUGGUCCCCACCAGUGGCCUCUACUUCGUCUACUCCCAGGUGGUCUUCUCAGGGGAAAGCUGCUCCCCCAGGGCCAUUCCUACUCCCAUCUACCUGGCCCACGAGGUCCAGCUGUUCUCCUCCCAGUACCCCUUCCAUGUGCCUCUCCUCAGUGCACAGAAGUCCGUGUAUCCAGGGCUACAAAGACCGUGGGUACGCUCAAUGUACCAGGGGGCUGUGUUCCUGCUCAGUAAGGGAGACCAGCUGUCCACGCACACAGACGGCGUCUCCCACCUGCACUUCAGCCCCAGCAGCGUAUUCUUCGGAGCUUUUGCUCUGUAG
Chionomys nivalis (European snow vole) is the source of this 609-nucleotide messenger RNA. It is a transcript of the gene Lta, whose product is annotated as lymphotoxin alpha. Gene Ontology annotation, cellular component: membrane. Lineage: Eukaryota; Metazoa; Chordata; Mammalia; Rodentia; Cricetidae. Gene Ontology annotation, biological process: immune response. The record is from RefSeq and is a predicted model, not a curated record. Bases 1 to 609 code for a protein of 202 amino acids. The transcript has 3 exons. Gene Ontology annotation, molecular function: tumor necrosis factor receptor binding.